GUCAUGCAAGAAGGAGGCGGCGGCGGCGGCGGCCGGAGCCGGAGGGGGAGGAGGGGAGGAACCUGAUCUCUCCGGUAGCGGAGGGCUGGAGGCAAACAUCGAGCUCCCCCAGAGCCGCCCGGGAGCAGGGAGGGCACCGCUACCCCGAGGGGCCCUCCCCGCGGGGCAGAUGAGUUCAAUAUCCAGAUUCUCUGAGCCAAGUUUUGGGAUCGCCCAAGCAGUCCAUCCUCCUGAAUUUUCAUAAGUUAUUGGAUUCACAACCCACUCCAUAUUUGAGAAGAUGGGGAUUGGAAUAAGGAACAUUUUAGUGGAUAAACCAAAUGACCAAUCUUCACGGUGGUCCUCAGAGAGCAACUAUCCUCCCCAGUACUUGAUUCUGAAACUUGAAAGGCCUGCUAUAGUCCAGAACAUCACAUUUGGAAAAUAUGAGAAAACUCAUGUCUGCAAUUUGAAGAAAUUUAAAGUCUUCGGUGGAAUGAAUGAAGAAAAUAUGACAGAGUUGUUGUCCAGUGGCUUAAAGAAUGAUUAUAACAAAGAAACAUUCACCUUGAAGCAUAAAAUUGAUGAACAGAUGUUCCCUUGUCGAUUCAUUAAAAUAGUUCCACUCUUAUCCUGGGGACCCAGCUUUAACUUUAGCAUCUGGUAUGUUGAACUUAGUGGCAUUGAUGAUCCUGAUGUAGUACAGCCCUGUCUCAACUGGUAUAGCAAGUACCGUGAACAGGAAGCCAUUCGCCUUUGCCUAAAACACUUUAGACAACACAACUAUACAGAGGCCUUUGAAUCGCUGCAAAAAAAAACCAGGAUUGCCCUGGAACAUCCCAUGUUAACAGAUCUACAUGAUAAACUGGUGUUGAAGGGUGAUUUUGAUGCUUGUGAAGAAUUGAUUGAAAAAGCUGUAAAUGAUGGUUUAUUCAAUCAGUAUAUCAGUCAACAAGAAUAUAAGCCACGAUGGAGUCAAAUCAUUCCCAAAAGCACCAAGGGUGAUGGAGAAGAUAACCGACCAGGAAUGAGAGGGGGCCAUCAGAUGGUUAUUGAUGUUCAAACAGAGACCGUUUAUUUGUUUGGUGGCUGGGAUGGAACUCAAGAUCUUGCUGACUUCUGGGCGUACAGUGUGAAGGAGAACCAGUGGACGUGUAUCUCUAGAGACACUGAGAAAGAGAAUGGUCCUAGCGCCAGAUCAUGUCAUAAGAUGUGCAUUGACAUUCAGCGAAGGCAAAUCUACACAUUGGGGCGUUAUUUGGAUUCCUCUGUGAGGAACAGCAAAUCUCUGAAAAGUGACUUCUAUCGUUAUGACAUUGACACAAACACAUGGAUGUUACUCAGUGAGGACACUGCUGCUGACGGAGGGCCAAAAUUGGUGUUUGAUCAUCAGAUGUGUAUGGAUUCAGAAAAACAUAUGAUCUACACCUUUGGUGGUAGAAUUUUGACAUGUAAUGGCAGCGUAGACGACAGCAGAGCCAGUGAACCACAGUUCAGUGGGUUGUUUGCUUUCAACUGUCAAUGUCAAACUUGGAAACUUCUUCGAGAGGACUCCUGUAAUGCUGGGCCUGAGGACAUCCAGUCUCGGAUAGGACACUGCAUGCUAUUCCACUCAAAAAAUCGUUGCUUAUAUGUAUUUGGUGGCCAGCGAUCGAAGACCUAUUUGAAUGAUUUCUUUAGUUAUGAUGUGGACUCUGAUCAUGUAGACAUAAUAUCAGAUGGCACCAAGAAAGACUCUGGAAUGGUUCCAAUGACAGGAUUCACACAGAGAGCAACCAUUGAUCCUGAACUGAAUGAAAUACAUGUCUUAUCUGGACUCAGCAAAGACAAGGAGAAGAGGGAGGAGAAUGUCAGAAAUUCAUUCUGGAUUUAUGACAUUGUGAGGAAUAGUUGGUCUUGCGUCUAUAAGAACGAUCAAGCUGCAAAAGAUAAUCCAAGUAAAAGUCUUCAGGAGGAAGAGCCAUGUCCAAGAUUUGCCCAUCAGCUUGUAUAUGAUGAGUUACAUAAGGUUCACUAUUUAUUUGGUGGGAAUCCAGGAAAAUCUUGCUCCCCAAAGAUGAGAUUAGAUGACUUCUGGUCACUGAAGUUAUGUAGGCCUUCAAAAGAUUACUUACUGAGGCACUGCAAGUACCUGAUAAGAAAACACAGGUUUGAAGAAAAGGCCCAAAUGGAUCCCCUUAGUGCUCUGAAAUAUUUACAAAACGAUCUUUAUAUAACUGUGGAUCAUUCAGACCCAGAAGAGACAAAAGAGUUUCAGCUCCUAGCUUCUGCUCUAUUCAAAUCUGGUUCAGAUUUUACAGCUCUAGGCUUUUCCGAUGUGGAUCACACCUAUGCUCAAAGAACUCAGCUCUUUGACACCUUAGUAAAUUUCUUUCCUGACAGCAUGACUCCUCCCAAAGGCAACCUGGUAGACCUCAUCACGCUGUAACUGAAGAGUCACUGGACAGAAAUGGAGAACGUCUGAUUUCAGUAUUUUGGAGUCCAACUCCGUUGACCGACAAUUAGGCUGCAGUGAUUGAGGACUGCACCAGAAUUUUGAAGGGAUCUUUACUGUCACAAGUUUUAACCCUCUUCCUUCAUACCUGACCUCAGCCCCUUUCUCCUCAUCCCAUUCCUGAAUUAGGCUAAUAAAGUGAAAUUGGUGUACUUUCCAUUUAAAUAUAUAUAUAUUUUUUUCUUACUUUAACUUUUAAGAACUAAUGAGUAUAAAAGAAAAAGUAAUCAGGCAGUUUACCCUUUUCUGAUUUUUAUUUCAUUUUUAUAAAAUUGGGGCAAGUAAGCACUAUUAACAGACUCAGUGCUGUAAUGUAAGAAUUGGGGUUUUGUUGUUGGCUUGUUUUGGCCUCUUUCUCCUCCUCUCCCAUUUCAGUUUACCUCGCAUCAUCAAACUGCUUAUAAGUCAUGCCACUUGUUUACCUCUUUAAUUCAUUCUUAAAAGUGUGGAGUUCUGUAGGGCAAAUGAUGUAAAAGUGAUGUAUGUGUCUCUGUUGACUAGAGUCUUGUAUUACAUUAAACAAUAGGAAGAACAGAGGGCUCAAAUGUAUGCCCCUUGUCAUAGAACUAAAAAAUGAAACCCAAGAUUGAUCCAGGCACUUAUCUGAGAUUGGUCUAUAGUAUUUCUAUAAUGAUAUAUUUUAUAGUGGAUAUUACAAUAGCUUUGAGUCACAGAAACCUUAAACUGAGGAGAAUAUAGUUCAAAACCUUUAAGAGCCAUUAUAAAAAUUACCAGCAAGAAGAUUCCAGUAGUGAUUAAUAUGUUCAUUGAUGUCUUUGUAGCAAAUUUUGGAAGAAAACGACUCUCUUCUCUUGUAGAGCUAUGCUUCCAUUUCUCCUUUGUGCUUUUUGUAGCAUUUUCACUUGGGAGGGUGGGUUUCCAGAGCUAUGCUUUUGUUAUUUCCAUAUACAUUAGCUUCCUACAUCUGUUUCUGUACACUGAUAUUUUGAAGAAUAAUGGUUUGUAGUUGUCCGAUGGAAUACAGCUGACAGGGAUUUCAUUAAGCACACGCAGGCUUUUAAAUGGAGAAAAAGAAAAUAAUGGUACAGAUAUUUUUUCAUUGAAAGAAGGGCAGAUGUGGGGGUUGGAGGUAUUAUGUGUCAUUCCAUGAGGUGCUGUGGAGUGCAGUGUAGGAAACCCACACCUGGCCAGUGCUUACACUUGCUCAAAAAGUGUGCUGUAUGCAACCGAUGCCCACCGUGCCUCAAGCCGACUAGGUACAAUAAAUGUUCAUCAGUCCAGUAGCUGUGAAAAGUGAAUGACCUAAUGGAAUUGAGUAUGUCCCUGAAUAGCGAGAUUAGGCCUCACCAAAGAAAGAGAAAAAAUUGACUUGCACUUUUGAAAAGUCUCAUGUAUAGGAAUGAGACUGAGAUCCCUCUUCACUCUGUCUUUGUUGCUUGGUUUUAACUUAUUUGGGAAUGGACAGCAAUAUAUUUUUCCUAGUUCUAGACUUGAAUCUUGGAUUCCUUAGCUUUCCAAGCAUCCCAAAGCUAUCUGUAGUGAUUAAAUAAUUAGAUAUGUACCUUGCCUUGUGAAAGCUAUAGUAUGUAAUUUACUAAGUACCAAAUUGUGCAGCUGCAGAAUAACUAAUUGACUUUAGAGGUAAGCAAAUAGAAUCUACUUACAUUCCUGUACAGUUUCCAUAAAGUGACUCCCCUGAGUGACAGUCAAGAACAUAAAAUAUUAUCACUAAUGUUGUAGCUGUUGAAUCUUGUUUUGUGGAAACAGGUACAAAUCAGAGAGUUGAUAGGGAAGAACUCGAUAAGAGUUUCUAAAUUUAAAAGCUCUAAUUUUGCUUACUGUGAAUUCUGGCACUUUAAACACACUAACCAAAUGAAAUUCUGCUGCCCUCCACCAUUUAUUUCUACAGUGCUUUCUUUGUUGUUUUUUUUCACCAGUUCCUUAGACUCCAUAUUUGGAAGAAACUCAGUUCUUGACCUCAGUGAUUUUGUUUCUCUCUAACUCACUACUCUACUAGUUGCUUUUUAACAUGUGCUUGCUUGAAUUUUAUCUUUCUCCACUUUAGUUAGGUGGAACCUUUACCCUUUUCUUCGUUUCUGGAUUUUUUUUUUUUUUUUUUUACACCAACCUGUUUAGAUAGGGUUGAAUCAUAGUGAACCAUUCAGUGUUACUUGAGUGGACUGUAUCGAGGAGAUUAUUGACUAGGUAGAAUUUGUUCCAUGGGGCUUUAAAGGAACACUGCUGGUAAUCAUUGCAGGAGACUGUAGGGCUUUAUGAGAUCCAUGACCAGGACUGACACACUACUCACAUCUCACACCACAACCUGAUUGGAAACUAUAGUAUAUAUUACAUAUAUAUAUAGUGAGAAGCUACAUAUAUUUCCAAGAAUUCCAGCAGUAUAAUUUAAAUUAUAAUUUAAAUAAUCUAAUUUGGUAUUUAGACACAGUGUUUAAAUAGGCCAAAUUAUCUGUGCUCUACUACUUGAAAGGCUUUCCUUCUAGCUUAGUGAGUCCCAGAUUGAAACAUCGGGCUAAUGCUCUAGAUGCAUUCGUUAGUAGGGUACAGUUUGCUCAGUGUCGUCAUCCCUGGCUCCAACUUCAUUCCCAUUUCUCUCUUUCCCAAUGGAAUAUAUUAUUCCAGAAUAGUAAACUAGAUCUCUAACAUUAUUUUCAGUGCUUGUACUUCAUGAGAAAUUACCUGAUUUGAAAGAUAAUUCUAAAAUGCAUUUGUAUUCUGUGGAAUAACAGAGACCUCGUGUGGCCAGUUUGAUUAAUUCAAAUGUAUCCAUCACUUACUGAAGCAAAGGAUUGCAGACUUGGGUGCCUGACUCACUACUCAAGCUGACAGAUGGUCUUAACUCUUCACAAAAUCCUCCUUUUAGACAUGGUUUUCAUUUACUCUAAAACAGACCUGUCUGUGUCUAAAUAAGUAAAAACUGAUAGAAAACAUUAGAAAGUUAAGUCACUGGUUUAUCACAGAAAGGUUUGUUGGUUUAGAGCACAAUGAUUUAAGAUGAUAAAACUGUUCUUGGGUGAAAUAUAUAUGUUGAAUGUAAAUGGUUCCUAGUUUAUCCUUCUAAUGGAUCUCUUCACGUUGGCCCACUAUUUGGAGAUACAUUAACAAAAUUUCACGUAAUAAAAAAGUUUUAAAAUCUAACUUACAAACAAAAACUAGAUUGAGAAUGAUGUUUAAGGGAUCAAAAAGCAUUUAGGAUCAUCUUCCUGAUUUUAGCCUCUGAAUUGUACUCCAUUUCAUGAUUACAACAUGAGGAAGUCAUAAUUAUUCUUGACAAUAAAGGGAAUUCAUUGGGUAAAAUUGUGGGUCAUUUACUUAUCUCCUGUGUGAAUGUUAUAUUAACUCUUUAGAUGGUUGAAUGUUGAACGGCAGUUGAGAAUUAUGAUUUGAAGUGAUUUCUGUGGGAGGGGAUCAUUACAAAUGUGUACUCUAAACGACGUCAUCUAGCUGUAAGAAAAAAAUAUAUAGCCUUCAGAACCUUCCUUUUCUUAAAAAUCCAUGAUCGUCUGCAGUUCCAUCCUUUUUCAUAAAACUCUGGCCUGAAUUUUUACUAAGGUUUAAAUUCUUAAAAUUGUCCUUCAUCUGGGAUUGCAUGCUUCCUCAGUAAAAGUUUAUAGUUAUUGAAGAAUAUCUUCUCAGCAUAUGACAAUACUUGUAGAUUAGAUCUUUGGGCUCUUUCACUCAAAGGUUUUUGUAGUAUUAGUCAAAUGACAUUAUUCUUUUGUGAUUUUUGACUGUAGCCUAUAUCUCCCUGUGAUUUGUACCAAUGCUGAAAUUUUAGACUUGGCUGUCUAAAAUUUCUGGUCUAGAGGUAUUUCAAUUGAAGGUGUAAGUUUCCAAGUUUGUUGAAACAGUUCGUUGGGAGCCAACCAGAUCAGCUCAAUGAUGUUGCCGUUGUUUGUUUUGGCAGGAGGACUCAGUUACAGUUUGUUAAUUUCUUCACCAGAUGCUUUUUCCUCAAAAAAAAAAAAAAAAAUGCUGUCUUAGAGAUUUUAUUUUACAUAAUUUUUUAACCUUGAUCCCCUCCUACCUACCAAAUAGUGUGAAUUGUGUAUCCAUUAUUUCCUUAGCUAAACUGACUUUAUUCUCAGCUUUUUUAGCCCUAGGUUUUCUGUGGCAUUGCUUAAAAGUGUUGUACUGCUUAAGAAAAAAAGUCAAAAUCUGAGGCAAACAUGCUCUUUUAUCCUUGUUUAUGACAGCAGAAUAGUGAAAUUAAAAAUUACGCGUUAUUAAAGAAUUAAUAAUGUUCAGACAUUGCUGUAAAAAUCCUCGAGUCAGUUUUCACUUGGAGGAUAGUAACAUGGCUAUGGCAGCUUCAACGGAGGAGCCAGUGGUAGCUUCUUUUCCUGGCACUAGGAAGCAUGUCAUCCUAAAACGGUUGAUCAGGUACAAGUUUCAUAGCAGGGCUUGUGUAAUGCAGCACAUCACCAGAUUUCCAUUUGCCUUUGUCUUUAUAUUUUUUAGCCUUCUUUCCUCUACUCCUACCACCCCUGAGUAGCAUUGAUGUUUCUGCUGAAGUUAGGAUUUGUAUUAAGAAUUGACUUUCAGUUUCUGAUAUAGUCGUGUGUUAGGAAUAGCUUUGAUUGCUAUGCAGUGAUUGGUAUUUGCUCGUUUUUUAAAAUUAUCACUUAUAAUUAUGAAAUAAUUUACCUUUUUAUCUGCUGUUCAAAGAGGCUAGUGAACUAUGAAACAUUGGCGUGCGGUUCUGUUUUGCCUGUCUAUAUGGCAUUUUUCACUUGGAGGCAUUUGAACCCCUGGAGAGGGGAGAAUGAGGAUAUGUUAGAGAAAGAAAAAUAGGAGCUUUUUGCUCCUGGAUUCCAAGGCCCACAAAGCUAAAUGAAAAAGAAAGCUCUUCAUUUCUGACCCUAAAUUCACUUUACCAAUGAAGUGCUGGGAAGAUGACUGUCAAAAGGCAUCAAAGCUCACUUACUCUGUACAGUUUUUGGAAAGCGGCAUUUCCUGGUUAGAUUCUCUUCUCCAUUUCUCCCAAAUAACUGUUAGAGAUCUUGAAACAGAAAAGCCAGUGUAAUGGGCUCUAGAGUUUAAACUAGGUGAGCAGCUUCUUAGGUUCAGCCAGUUCCUUGAUAAGGAUCCAGCGGAAAAACCGGCAAUGAAACAUUUUAACAUGCAGUUUUUGGUGGGCUCCCACACGACCUGCUUUUUCAUCGCGUUUCGCUCUUGCUGCAGCACAGCUCUGUGCCAUCUGGGAUGCUCACAUUCACAGCAGUUAGUUUGGAUAUUUGAGCUGUCUGCCACACAAAUACCAGCCUGAAGACAUCAUCAUUCUUCAGUUUCAUUGAAUGCUUAAUGCCAAAUUAAUUGGCAGGAAGGAAAAACACUGUGUGAUAUACUGAACAGGCCUCUGUGCAUGAUUAAGGAGUUGCUCAAGUAGCUGGUUUUUUCAGCUUUAUUUCUCUCCUUUGUUAACAAAUCUCAAGGGGCGCCUGGGUGGCUCAGUCAGUUGAGCAUCUGACUUCGGCUCAGGUCAUGAUCUCGCUGACCAUGAGUUUGAGCCCUGCAUCAGGCUCUGUGCUGACAGCUCAGCAGAGCCUGGAGCCUGCUUCAGAUUCUGUGUCUCCCCCUCUCUCUGCCCCUCCCCUAUUCAUGCUCUGUCUCUCCCUCUCUCUCAAAAAUAAAGAUUUAAAAAAACUAAAAAAAAAGAAAAUCUCAAGGAAAAGCCUUUGUUAUAGUUUAGCCAGUGUCAUUUUGUUGGUGCUUAUUUUCUGGCCUUUUAAAAUGGGAAGAAAAAGCCAUUUCAUGUUUAACUUACAACCUGUACAGAAUUGAACUGACAUCAGUUGCUUUCUAUACUUUAAAAUUAAUUAUGCACAGUCCCAUGGGUUUCUGUUCAUCCACUUGGCCAGGAAAUACACGAGUUCUGGGCUUGGCAUUGGAAGUAUUUAAUAAUUUUGGUUUGUUCUUUAGGUCUCCUUCACAUCUGGAAAGUGAGUAAUUAGAGAAGGUACCUGGAAUAAGUGUGAUUCCAUUGCAGCUGGCAGAACUUUAUAAAUUCCUUUUGCAACAAAGAGGAGGAUCUUAUACCAACAGGGCUGUGCCUUCAGAUUUCUGCUAGUGACCUUUUUAGCAUGUUGCCUUGUAGUUGCCGUAUUUACCUUCUUGAGAUGAAGGUGGGGGAGUGGAGGACAGGGAUGCAUGGCUUUACCUUUUUUCAGUUGCCUACUUUAGAAGUCCUCAGAUACUCCACCUCUGUAAAGGCCUAGCUUAAUUUUACCUAGACACAUGGGCUAUGCUUGCAAGAACACUGAAUAUAGACUGUGAGACAUACGAAAGUAGUUGUCUAUGCAACCCCAAAUCUGACGGUAGGGUACCAACGUCCAAAAUUUAAAUAUGAGUAGUCUUCUGUGGGGAAGAUGUGUGUUUCAAAAAGUUGUACACUUGGUCUCCUUUUUGAGAUUUUUUUUUCCUUUCCCAGAAAAAAUGGUUGUGGUGACUGACCAGUUGUAAACUAUUUUCUCCCUCAGUUGUAAACCACCCGGUUAGAGAAAUAAAAGUGGACUUCCUUUCUUAAGUAUUAUAUACAGCCUGGCCAAGAGAUGCUAUGAUUGUGUUAUUCUUUAAGCCACCUUGGUUUUUUGACUUGUGCAAAAUAUCUUUUGAAUGAAUAAAUUAGUAUAGUAUUAUGUAUAGUCUUCAGCUCAAUUGCAAAAUUGCAAAAUAAUGUGGCAUUUUCCUAUGAGCAAAUUUCCUUUAUGGACAUAUAUAUAGAGAUAUUUUUUCUUUCUUUUUAAAAGAGAUUCCUUCACUGUCACCACUUCAGACUCCAUGUAAAGUUGAACCUGCAACCUCAGAAGGAGUAUAGGAUAGCUAAGACAAGGACCUCCUUUUCUUGUCUUGGUAACAAACAUUAUCCCAUCUUUCCAAAAUGGCUUAUUUAUGUUAUAAGCAGAUUGAGAAAGAAGCUACAAUUUUUUUAAGUCCACUCUUUUACUUCCUUUAUAAAUUAGUAUUCAUUGGGGGCACCUGGGCGGCUCAGUCGAUUGAGCGUCCGACUUUGGCUCGGGUCAUAAUCUCACGGCUCAUGAGUUCGAGCCCCAUGUCAGGCUCUGUGCCAACAGCUCAGAGCCUGGAGCCUGCUUCAGAUUCUGUGUGUCCCUCUCUCUAUCCCUCCCCUGCUCGCGCGCUUUCGCUCUCUCUCAAAAAUAAACAUUAAAAAAAAAUUAGUAUUCAGUGGCCAAAAAUUAAGAUCCCUUCAGAUUAGAGAAAGAUCCUCAAAACUAAAGUUGGACUGGCAAUUAGAUUGGGAAGGAAGAUACAGCUCCAUCCGGAUAUGCACAAUAGAUUUUGUCUUCCCACGUUGCUUAUUAAUGCUGUGGGCAGCCCCUUCUCUUUGUUAGAACAUCUCCUAGACUGGAAACAUGAUGUUACAGCAACCAGCUCACCGGAAAGUUGGAGAGUAUUAAAUUUCUUUUAUGGAACUUUUAAAAACUUACUGAUUUUUGUGAUAUAAAAAAUAUGUUUAUCAUUGAAAUUUAGGAAAUUACUAAAUGUAAAGAAGGAAAACCACUAUUAACUAACUGAUGAGACUUAAUUCAUUUUGUUUUUCCUGACUUUCUUCUGUUACCCCACAUGGGAAAGCCCAGAAAAAAAAGAAAAA
Molecule: messenger RNA, 10064 nt
Organism: Acinonyx jubatus (cheetah)
Lineage: Eukaryota; Metazoa; Chordata; Mammalia; Carnivora; Felidae
Gene: MKLN1
Product: muskelin 1
Exons: 19
Coding region: 281-2407 (708 amino acids)
Cellular component (GO): cytoplasm
Molecular function (GO): protein binding
Source: RefSeq, a predicted model, not a curated record